AGCAAAGCGACCAGGAGGCAGACGAGAACUUGGAGGGAGUCGCCUCGGGCUGGCGGCGAGGGAGUGGGGAGAUCUGGGCUGCAGACCCGCCGCGAUGGGCUCUCUCCCCGCAGCCGCGAACUGGACGGACGCUGCGGCGACGGCGGGUGUGCACGCCGGGAACCUGAGCGCGGUGCUGGCGGCAGGGGCAGGCGCAGGGGCGGCUGAGGCCGGGUGGCUGCACCUGCUCGCCCAAGCCGGCAACCUCUCCACCUCCCCCUCCACACCGGGGCUGCCCGCCACCUCCCCAGCGCCUUCGCAGCCGCGGGCCAACCUCACCAACCAGUUUGUGCAGCCGUCGUGGCGCAUCGCGCUCUGGUCCCUGGCGUACGGCGCGGUGGUGGCCGUGGCGGUCUUCGGCAAUCUCAUCGUCAUCUGGAUCAUCCUGGCCCACAAGCGCAUGAGGACCGUGACCAACUACUUCCUCGUGAACCUGGCUUUCUCCGACGCCUCUAUGGCUGCCUUCAACACCUUGGUCAACUUCAUCUAUGCGCUUCACAGCGAGUGGUACUUCGGCGCCAACUACUGCCGCUUCCAGAACUUCUUUCCUAUCACAGCGGUGUUCGCCAGCAUCUACUCCAUGACGGCCAUUGCGGUGGACAGGUAUAUGGCCAUUAUUGAUCCUUUGAAACCCAGACUGUCUGCCACAGCAACCAAGAUUGUCAUUGGAAGUAUCUGGAUUCUAGCGUUUCUACUUGCCUUCCCUCAAUUUCUUUACUCCAAAACCAAAGUCAUGCCAGGCCGUACUCUUUGCUAUGUGCAAUGGCCAGAAGGUCCCAAACAACAUUUCACUUACCAUAUCAUUGUCAUUAUCCUGGUGUACUGUUUCCCAUUGCUCGUCAUGGGUAUCACAUACACCAUCGUUGGAAUCACUCUCUGGGGAGGAGACAUCCCAGGAGAUACCUGUGACAAGUAUCAUGAGCAGCUAAAGGCUAAAAGAAAGGUUGUAAAAAUGAUGAUAAUUGUCGUGGUGACUUUUGCCGUCUGCUGGCUGCCCUAUCAUAUUUACUUCAUCCUCACUGCGAUCUAUCAACAACUAAAUAGGUGGAAAUACAUCCAGCAGAUCUACCUAGCCAGCUUUUGGCUGGCAAUGAGCUCCACCAUGUACAACCCCAUCAUCUACUGCUGUCUGAAUAAAAGAUUUCGAGCUGGCUUCAAGAGAGCAUUUCGCUGGUGUCCUUUCAUUGAAGUUUCUAGUUAUGAUGAGCUGGAGCUCAAGGCCACCAGGUUUCACCCCACGCGGCAAAGCAGCCUGUACACAGUCACCAGGAUGGAGUCCAUGACAGUGGCGUUUGACCCCACUGACCCAGACAACACCAAACCCAGCUGGAAGAAGAGAGCAGCUCCACGAGACCCUGGCUUCAAUGGCUGCUCCCAGAGGAAUUCCAAGUCUGCCUCCACCACCUCAAGUUUCAUAAGCUCACCUCAUACCUCUGCGGAUGAAUAUUCCUAAAUCCAUUUCCUGACGUCAAAGAGCACUGUGAGGCCAUCAUGGGGCCGGCUCUGGCUCCCAUCCUCCUGUUUGCCCACCCUGUCGUAUAUAUUCUCUGGAAACAGAGGGCAAUUUAUAGGCAGCUGUGCUACAAUUUAGAAAGGUAGCAUAUAAAUGUAACAAAGACACUAUUAAGAUAUUUGACCCCUCAAAAAUAAAAUGGCUUUAAAAUUUAUUAUUUAAAACUAAAUUACUGUAUGCAACAAAUUGAAAGAUGUAUCUGUUCCAUUUUCUCAUUUAAAAAUUGUAAUCUACAUUUGUGACACUAAAGUAAAGUGAUUUUUCCAAAAGAUUAAAGCAGCUUUAAAAAUGUAAUGUUGUGAGUGAAUAAAAAAACUGUAUCAAAUGAAAUAUUUUACAGCUAUUAAAAAAUUACAAGAUGAAUUUUUCCACUAGAAUGAUGAAAUUAAUGUCAAAGAGUAGGAAUCAGUGAAAAUCUUUGCUCAAGUGAACUCAUUUUGUGGAAUACACACUUUUAAAGACUUAAAGAUUUUCUCCAUGAGAUGUAACUGAAAAGGAAAUCUAGUAGAACUAUUAGGCAGCUGUACAUGUCAUUCUGUUUAUCAUUCUUUCUGAAAAAGUAGCUCCAAAAGAAAAAAUCGUUUACUUUUUGACCAUUCCAUAUUUUAAAGUUCCAAGCUAGGAAACAAUCAGUUUUUGGACCUUAAAAAGAUGAAGAAAUUCCUAUGAUCAUCUUUAUUUUUCAUAAAUAUAUUUUUUAAAUUUUAAAUAGGCAAAUUAUAAAACACUGAUAGAAGGAAAGAAUCCCAUUGGUGUUUGAAACUGACUACCAAUUCAUAGACAUGAAUUAAAGAUAUUAAUUCAUAGUUAUGAUAGCAGGCAGGAGCAUCUAACAGCUCCAAGGGAAGAUAGAUUUUUCCCUCAUAACCCAAGGAAAAUGUUUAAGAUGGACACCAACUUUACCAAUUGUACAGUAUCUUUCUCCUCUCCUCUCCCACCACUGACAAAAGAGUAAGAACUAUGGGAAAGUAUCAGAAUAUAUAUUCAAAAGCAUACCCUUAGAAAAGAAAGUCUAUGUACUAGCCAUAUGUACUAAUAAAUAGGUGAAUCAGGCAAGAUGUUGAAAGGUUAAUCACUUUUAGAACAGAAAGCUAGACAACAGUUUGGAUACAUGUGAACUAGUAUUAGGCCAAUGAGUGUAAUACAGACUUUCCACAGGGCUUUCCUUUGUCUGCUUAGAUAAUUCAGAAACACCCCCCUCAAAAGAAAUGAGCUAGUGGUCCUGUUUUACUGAAGAAAAAAAUACUGACACAUUUCUGAGUGCCAUAAAAAAACAAGGUACACUCUUAAGUGUAGAAUUCAUCUUCCAGACUUCAGUUCUUAUAAAUGGUCUUUUCUUGAAUGAGAAAUACUGUCAAUACUGCUCCAAAAGGCAGAAAACAUUCAGAGAAUGUAGAUUUACACUACAAACAUUUCCUUUAAAAUAUUCAGUUAGAUUGCUUUAAAGCUAUCUAGCUAAAAUAAUUACCUGUAGCACUUUACUGGAUUGUUAUGCUCCAUCAAUAUAGAAUCCAGUGUUGUUUUGAAGAACACAGUAAAAGUAAUUAUCAAGAGCAAAUCAUGGCCUAUUGCUACAACUGCAUUAAAGUUUCCAAUCCUCCCUAGUUUGAAUGCAAAAUCAGAAAUAUCUAAUAGUUAUAAAGUGUUAAAUGUCUAAACAACUCUACCAUAUAUGUUUAAGCAAAAUUUCUUCUGAAUACACCAAUAAAUAAACACUUAAAAUCAUUUUAAUGUGUGUAACAACUUCAAAGAAUUAAAUUCAAAACUGAAUGCUGAAAUAUAAGUGGUCAUUAUGGAGUCUGCAUCUGAACAGCGUGAUUUUGGAAUUACCUGUAUGGGAAAAAUUAAAGCAAACAUUAUUAUUGUAGAAUCCAUUUUAACAUUGUUUUUAUUUUAACAAGCUCAGUAUGCUGCUGCAUUAUUCCAUCUCCCAAUGUAAAAAGAUGGUGACAUUUCUGACCCAGCAUCCAAAUUCAUAUUCUUUUCCAGAUUAUUACAAUUUCUUACAAACAAAGAUCUGACCAACUUCAAAGUGAGCUCUAUCCUUACAAAUCACAUAGAAAAAUGCCAAAAAUCUUAGUGUCAAACCUCAGAAACACAAAGUAAAUGUGAAAAGUCAAUGCUGGCCAACUCAGAACUGACCUUGAUUUUCGUUAAGGCAGAAUUUCAUUAGAAAACUUCUGAUUAGUGUCUGGUUAAUAAUUUCAUCAACUACAGAGGCAAGGGAGUUAUAAUAACUUCUUACACUUCUAACAGUAAUAAUCUGAGUUCCCACUUGUUGAUGGUGUGCUAAAGUUAAGGAAAUUAAGCAUGACACUCAUCAUGGAGAAUAGAAACGUUGUAAUAAUUUCCCUUAGGGCCAAGCAGAAUUGGAGAAUAAAGUUGUAUAGUUCUGUACAAUGUCAAUAAUUGUGUGAUGUAAAAAUGGUUUGGUGAAAAUCUGUGUAUAUAAGAAGUAAAUGUAUAUAAAGUUUGCAGCUAGUGAAUAAAGUAUUUUCAAGUCGUGGUCAUUCUGAAUAGGUUUAAUACAUUCAUACCCUUUGUAUAUGUGGUAAUAACUGACAGAUUUGAUUUCUCUUUUCUUUAAAAACAUUAAAAAUAAUAUUAAAAAUAAAAGCAACCCUAAUAUUUUCCCACUGGCAAGCAAAAGAUAUUAGUUCUUACUUAACAUACUCACCCAACCCUCAAAACUAUAUUGUGCUUUCUUCCUCAUUUUCCCUCAUUAAAAAGUCUAGAUUUCCUAAGCUAUCUUGAGUCA
Molecule: messenger RNA, 4310 nt
Organism: Manis pentadactyla (Chinese pangolin)
Lineage: Eukaryota; Metazoa; Chordata; Mammalia; Pholidota; Manidae
Gene: TACR3
Product: tachykinin receptor 3
Biological process (GO): G protein-coupled receptor signaling pathway; positive regulation of flagellated sperm motility
Cellular component (GO): plasma membrane; sperm midpiece
Molecular function (GO): tachykinin receptor activity
Source: RefSeq, a predicted model, not a curated record